AUGACAUUUGAAUGGAUCCAACUCAAAGAAGGCUUGCUGAAGAAAAUUAUACAGAAAGGAAAAGAAGGGAAGCGGCCACGAUUUUGGAGUGAAGUAACGGGGAAAUUAAUUAAAUUUCCAUUGGGUUCAAAUCAAGAUAACUCCGUGCUUUUACCUGAAGAAAAUACUACAGAAAAUUUAUCUCUUUUCCGCAUCGGUGUUGCCCAUGAUGAAUUGACAAGAAUUCUUGAAUUGUGUAUACAACUAAUGGACGAAGGUGAAGUGAGUCAAUUUCGUGCUAAGACACGUAACGGAGAGUGGAUUGAGUUUCAGCUCUACCUAUAUGAAAUAGUGUCACAGGCUCCUCCUAUGCCAGAUUGGGAUAGGUCAGAAGUGAUCAGAGUGAGCAAACAAUUAAAAGAAAAGGGCGUUUCUCUUCAUCGAGGAAAACAAAUUAUUGAUUCGUUCUACUUCUUUGGACGAGCAUUAAAACUAUUGAUUCCAUUGGAAGUGCGGCUUACGCAUGAUUUGUCCCGCAACCCAGAAAACAAAGACGAAGAAACAAUUCGUCUCAAAGAUGAGAUUACCUCUCUCGUGGCCUCCAUCUAUAACAAUUUAGCUGCCUGUCAGUUAGCGGCAGCUCAUUACAGACAUGUGGUAUAUCUGUGUGAUCAAGUUUUAGAGAGGACACCAACCGACCUCAAAGCUAUUUAUAGGAAGGCAUCUGCGCUUUUUGGUUUAAAGCAAUUCCAAGAUUCUUUUGAUGUGGUUAAAAUUGGAUUGGCACUGGACCCUACCAAUAAAGCCAUAGUGACUUUAGAAAGACAAGUAGUUGCUGCCUGCAAUGAACAGGAGAAAACAUUUGUAAAAGGAAUCAAAAAGUUUUUUCAUUGAAAGUGUAAUAUGGAUGAAUCAAGAAUGUUUAAUUAAUUAGUUCUCUUCCUCUUCUUCUUUUCUUUCACUGUGUGUUGGAUAUUUUCUGGCAUUUCUUCUUUUGGUUUCAUGAGUCCAGAUGAUUGACACAUUAUACCUUCUAAGUCUGCAGCGUAGUUGUGUAACAUUCAAAACAUAAAACUGUUAAGAAGAGUUCAAAGGUAAUAAAAUCUCACCUUCUUACCUUUCCCAUAAA
Messenger RNA from Daphnia magna, 1108 nucleotides. It is a transcript of the gene Bdbt, whose product is annotated as FK506-binding protein-like. NCBI's taxonomy places the organism in Eukaryota, Metazoa, Arthropoda, Branchiopoda, Diplostraca, Daphniidae. The transcript is spliced from 2 exons. Bases 1 to 873 code for a protein of 290 amino acids. The record is from RefSeq and is a predicted model, not a curated record. Gene Ontology annotation, molecular function: protein binding.